Spirometra erinaceieuropaei is the source of this 1312-nucleotide messenger RNA. NCBI's taxonomy places the organism in Eukaryota, Metazoa, Platyhelminthes, Cestoda, Diphyllobothriidea, Diphyllobothriidae. The record is from the annotation of a GenBank genome assembly.
AUGACCGGCUCUAACGAGGCGAAGAUAAGGUUCUACGAAGACCUGCACGCACUCAUGGCGACUGCUCCGAAGGCGGAUAGGUUGACUGUCCUUGGUGACUCAAACGCCCCCGUCAGCACAGAUCAUGCUGCCUGGAGAGGAGUGCUGGGUCUCCAUUGUCUCGACGGCUCCAACGAAAAUGGCCUGCACCUUCUACGAACCUGCGCAGAACACCGGCUCAUCCUAACCAACACCUUCUUCCGCCUUCCGAAGCGAGAGAAGGCCAUCUGGAUGCAUCCUCGGUCGCGUCAGUGGCACCUGCUGAACUAUGUUUUCGUCUGGAGGCGAGACCAGCGGGACGUGCCGAUGACAAAGGUGAUUCCGGGUGCUAAUGGAUGGACCGACCAUUGCCUCGUCAUCUCCAAGAUGCGGAUUUGACUACAGCCUCACAGGAGACCUUAGGGUUAGCGACCUCAGGUGAGCUGAAUAUUGCUCUGUUGUCUUUGCCUGCUCACCAUCUCCAAUUCAGCAAUGAACGAGAAUUCCAGUUGCCUCCGCCGUCACCGUCGCCGCCGCCAUCAAGGAGAAUGCCUCCGUUGAGAACCGAUGGUGUCAACUGCGGGAUACAGUCCAGUCGACGGCCCUGGCUGUCUUCGGUCGCUCACGCCGCCAAAAUCAGGACUGGUUCGAUGACAACGACGCCAACAUCAGCAACCUGCUCGCCGAAAAGAACCGACUGCGCAAAGCCUACGUCAACUGCCCCACCGAUUACAACAGAGCAGCCUUCGACCGUAGUCACCGCCUUGUGAAACAGCUGCUGCUGGAGAUGAAGGACGCCUGGACGGCUCGUAAGGCCGAGGAAAUCCAAGGGUACGCGGACUGCAACGAAUGGAAGGAUUUCUUCUCCGCGAUCAAGGCUGACUACGGUCCGCAAACCAAAGCUACUACUCCUCUCCUCGGCGCUGACGGCAGUACCCUACUCACUGGAAAGACGUAAAUUCCACAGCGAUGGGCCGAGCACUUCAGAAGCGCCCUCGACCGUUCCUCCGCCAUCUCCAACGCUGUCAUCGCCCGUCUGUCUCAAGUGGAGACCAACGCUGACCUCGACCUCCCGCCCUCUCUCCCCGAAACUAUUGAGGCCGUGCAACAACCCUUCAACAGGAAAUCGGCCGGAUCGGACACGAUCCCUGCUGAGAUCUACAAACACGGUGCCCCCCAACUCAUGGGUAAUCUAAAGGCGCUGUUCCAGGAGAUGUGGUGUGAAGGACAAGUCCCGCAGCAUUUCAAGGACGCCACAAUCGUGCACCUCCACAAGCGGAAAGGGAACUGCUAG